Marchantia polymorpha subsp. ruderalis is the source of this 2584-nucleotide messenger RNA. NCBI's taxonomy places the organism in Eukaryota, Viridiplantae, Streptophyta, Marchantiopsida, Marchantiales, Marchantiaceae. The record is from the annotation of a GenBank genome assembly.
CCAUGUCGAUGCGUGGCCGUUUGAGAGAGUGACUCAGAUGCUAGACUCUCGAUAGACCAGCUGAAAAGUAUUGCGCCUCGCACAGCGUGACGGAGCAACUGGAGGGGCGUCGGGGCGGCUGCUGCAGCGGAGAACGAUGGUUUAGCGUAAUUCCUGUCACACGAAAUCAGACUGAAGUCGAUUUGAGCUUUCGAGCGUUUUGCCAUUCGCAAGCCUUGGAAUGAAACUUGAUGGCGACUUUCCCAGCAGAAGCAGAAGCAGCUGGAGACUUGAUCAAAACUCGUAGGUAUCGGAAGAGAGUGGAGGCGUUGUGAUCGAUCGCUCGCUCGAAGGGGUUCUGAAGUCUACCUUUGGACCAGGAAAAGUAGGAUCCAGCAGGGAGCUCCUGUGGGCACGAUCAUGGGCAGCGACUGCUAUUUGAACGCUUUAAUAGUGCUACUUCUUCUGCUCUCGGUGUCCUCUGUCGUAUCAGUGCAAUCUUCCGGCGAUGCACUGGGGGCACCCUCGUCAUGGGUUCCGCCUGCUGCAGCUCAAUAUCCAACAUCACUAUCCUCACAGCCAGCACCGAAAUCGCAGCCACCCAUGAACUCGGAUCACCGACAGCAGAGGCACCAGUUUGCAGCAGCAGGGUGGACAUUUGACGGCGUGCUGGAUCCUGAUGGAUCCUUCUCUAGCGCUAAAUUCAUGCAUGAGCCGAAUCCUUCCAGCGAGGGCUUGUGCGAGGACAAACCGAGGCGAUCAAUCAGCUACAAUUCAAGUCAUGUACAGACCUCCGAGCCUACUGAAUCAGUUGGUCCUCGUCCCUGUCCCGCAGACUUGAGGGAUUUCAUACCAUGCCUGCAUGACUCAGACUCAGACUCAGACUCAGUGAAUGCCUCGUCAAACGACGUGUUCGAGCGUGACUGCAGACGAUGGGACCGAGUGGUCCAGCCUUGCGUCAUUGCCACUCCUGAGAACUAUGCUCGACAGUUCAAGUGGCCCACGAGUAAAACGCAGGUCAGACGGCCCAACAUUCCAAACGUACCGCUUCUGUCCAGUCGAGAGUGGCAAGCUUGGAUCCAGCCUCAUGGAAGUUCAGUGCUCCUGCGAGGGGCCGAGCCCAAGUUUCCCAAUGGUACACUCAACUACUUCAACGACCUGCAAGCUGCGGUACCGGGACUGGCGUUCGGAGAGAGGGUGAGGACGGUGCUGGACAUAGGCUGCGGAGCAGGGCACGCGGCCGCAGAUCUGGAAGAGCGAGGUGCAAUCACGCUCUCGGUGCCCGGAGAAGGGUCGUGUGAGAACGGAGUGCAGCUGAUUGUGGAGCGGGGCUAUCCGAGUAUGCUUCAGGCUCUCGAUGCAAAUCGAUUACCUUACCCGAGUCAGGCUUUCGAUCUGAUCCACUGCGCUGCGUGCCUCGUGGACUGGACCAUCAAUGAUGGUUUGAAGCUGUUGGAGGCGGAUCGCAUAUUGCGAGCAGGAGGGUUUUUCGUGUGGGCGGACUCAUCAGAUCCAGAAGCUGCAACCCGUGGGACUGGAAUGGAGGCUCUGACGGAGAGGAUCUGUUGGACGUCGGUCGCGCUGGUGGAGGGGCUCCGCGUCUGGCGGAAAUCAACGAAUCAGUCGUGCUAUCUGCUCAGGACCGGCGCGCCAUCGCGAAGUCCGCCCAUUUGCGAUCGCGCUGCCGAGUCGUCGCGGCCCCGGAUUCCCUGGAAGGAACCUUUGCGGAAGUGUAUAUGGGGGUUUCCGGCGCCCGGUGCCGCGGAGGCCAUGGCCGUGCGAUGGCCGCAGCGGGCAGAGCAGCCGCCGUCGCGACUGCGAGAGGCGCCGGCCGCAGGUCUGGAGCGGGCCAAGGAUGAGGCCUACGAGGCGGACUUGCGCUUCUGGAAAUCCAACGUGGACGUCUAUGUCACGGGCUUCGGCGAACAGCGAGUCCGCGAAAUACGCAACGUGCUCGACAUGAACGCUGGAUAUGGCGGAUUCGCGGCAGCUGUCUCGCUGCUGAAGACGGCUGCUCGUCUUGACUGGUGGGUAUUGAGCGUGGCGCCCGUCGACAUGCCCGACCGACUGGCCCUGAUCUUCGACAGGGGCCUUAUCGGUGUUUACCACGACUGGUGCUUACCUUUCCAGCUGCACCCCAGGUCGUUCGACUUGGUGCAUGCAUCUAGACUCUACCCCGCCACACACAGAUGCGGCGUGGAGCAAAUGGUGCGGGAAAUUGACCGAUUGCUGAGGCCAGGAGGAUUUGCCUUAUUUCGGGAUGACUUGAAGGUCCUUGCAACUAUACAGGCUGUCGCAGCUGCCCUUCGAUGGAAAACAGAUGUCGUUGAGACGGAGAGUGGACCAAAAGGGAAGAACAAAGUCUUGAGCUGUCAAAAAACGUUUUGGAGACCACAGUCUCGCUGAACAAUAGGACGACCCAAUGGGCCGAAAUGGGAAAAAGUUAGUACGUAGUUGGGUUGUCGACGAAUACGUCGACAGCCCCAGAUCAAUUUUGCAACGCCGACCCAGACAAUGACUGUGUAAGUUGUAUCUCCGUUGCUGUUAAACGGCCUUGCAAUACUUACACGAUGUGACACAUUUCGUUUCCAACUUUCAUAUUCGA